AUGCUUCCAGUCCAGAGGAGAAAGCUGGAUCCACUCUCCAGUAAGCCAAGGAAUUUUAGGAAGGUUGUAAGGGCAAAGAGAAUAAGAAAGAUCAAGAGAAAGAAGAAAAGGGAGGCCAAAUGCCUGCCCAUUCUUCCAACACCUUCAGCACCACCACAAAGUGAAGAUGAGACUAUGGAUAACAGUCAUGAAGAUGAAGAUAAUCCUUACCUUCCCAGUAAGGAAAGAGUACAGAGCAAGCAGGAUGAGGGUUGCUGCGUGAUGUAUCAAGAAGGAUGCCAGAUCCAGUCCUGUGACCUCCCGGUCCCUCAGGAGUCUGGGACCUCACCUCCUGCUGUGACAUCCUUGGCAUCACCACCCCUCUGCUUUGAUGGCUUCCUAAGCUGUGUCUGCCAGACCUUCUCAAGGUUUAGGAAGCAGAAGCUUCCCAGAAGAACGAGUAACAAGCAAGCUGACACAGGCGAUGAUGCUGAGGUUCUGAGACCUGGUCUAUUGAGGGGUCUGGGCAAAAACAAAGUGCUGCCUCACCAAAGCCUGUAG
This is a messenger RNA of Otolemur garnettii (small-eared galago), 540 nucleotides long. RefSeq lists its product as uncharacterized. The coding region runs from base 1 to 540 and encodes 179 amino acids. Lineage: Eukaryota; Metazoa; Chordata; Mammalia; Primates; Galagidae. The record is from RefSeq and is a predicted model, not a curated record. The transcript has 2 exons.